Messenger RNA from Rhopilema esculentum, 1322 nucleotides. RefSeq names its product MAM domain-containing glycosylphosphatidylinositol anchor protein 1. Gene Ontology annotation, cellular component: plasma membrane; axon; neuronal cell body. Gene Ontology annotation, molecular function: axon guidance receptor activity. Gene Ontology annotation, biological process: synapse organization; homophilic cell-cell adhesion. NCBI's taxonomy places the organism in Eukaryota, Metazoa, Cnidaria, Scyphozoa, Rhizostomeae, Rhizostomatidae. The record is from RefSeq and is a predicted model, not a curated record.
GUGCUUGAAUGGAAGACCAUUAAGCUAUCACAAUAUUUUGAUUUAUCACAGAAAUCCAAAUGAAAGUUGAAAGCAAAUGAAAAUAUCGGAUGACCCCUGAUGCUGCAAUUCUUCUGCAUGUGCCUAGGCCCAAUGUUAUUUGUGGGCACCUGUUUUGUUGAAGCCUGCAGUGCAAACCCUAAAAAUUGUAAACCGGCUGUUCUUCAUGUUAUGAUCCUUUGAUAAAUCUGAAGAAAAUCUGAUUGCUCAUAUGGUUAGAACCAGGACAUUGGGCCUACUUAUCAACAAAUUUAAAUGGAGUCACGACAGAGCUCGCAUCUGUUAAGGAUUAAACACAAGAGGUCAUCCAUGCAUUGGCUUUAUUUGAAGCGAAUGGUACCUUGCGCGAAACAUGACUCACCACCAGGUUUAAAGAAGAGAAUUAUGGGAUUCGGAAAGUUAGCUUCUGCAACUACAGGUAGAAGGCCAGAUUUCGUGUCAUGCUUCAAUUCGAGGAUAACGAAACAUAUUGGUGAGGAUUUGGAACUAAACUGCAUCAUUUCUGGCAGUCCAUUUCCGCAAGUAACUUGGUCGCAUAAUGAUCGAUUAUUGGAUACCAACAAUCCAAGGUUCAGCUUUUCACAAGGAUCAAGGAAACUCAUGAUAAAGACGCUGAAUCUGGAUGAUGCUGGGUAUUACACGUGCACAGCCAAGAACCAGUUAGCUGAGGUCUCAAGAACUUGCACCUUGGCUGUUCGAGCAAACCCACGAUCCAAUGCUCCGAAAGUUUUAAAGCAACCCCGUGAGGUUCGUGUUCAAGAAGGACAGGGGGCUGAACUGAGCUGUGUUGUGCACAACCCAAAAGGUAUAUUUUCUGCAUUCUUGUGGAGCAAAAAUGGUCAUGAUGUCGAUGAAACAUCUGUGCGCCUGUAUAAAAGGGAAAAGACUGAGGAAGAUGGGAUCAAGGCCAUUCUGGAAUUUCUGAAUGUGCAAAAGACAGACCAAGGGCGGUACCAGCUGAGAUUUGUUAACAUGUUCGGUGACGUCACUACCGACGAAGUAGCCCUAUGCGUUGUCUGACUCGAUAUCCAUUGAAUUUUCACAUUGAAAUUUGCAUUUUUGAUGUGGUUAAUUUAACUUCUUGUAAUCAAGUAAAAAUAUGCAGAAUUUUAGCUCCUUUUCCGAUCGAUAAUUCUUGUCCUAAAUUACUAUCAUAUAAAGUAAUUCUCUUAAAGAGGAAACCCAUUGUAUGUUGUUGUCAAGUCAGAGUUAUCGACGUCUGAUUCUACCAUCCAUGUUUGAUGUAAGUAGCUCAAGAUUACAUAUUGAGACACUUAAACAGG